AUGGGAAGCAGUCGACUGAUCAUCGGGCUCGAUUACGGCACUACUUAUACAGGUGUGUCGUUUUGCGAGAUAUCCGAUCCCGCAUCCGAACAAUCACACGUCGAAAUCGUACAAGAUUGGCCUUCAUGUCAUGGCAAGUUCGGUACAAGAGAGAAAGUACCUAGCGAAAUUGCCUAUCUGCAAGAAGGUGUUAGAUGGGGUUCUGAUAUCCCGCCACAUGAGAAGCGGCACAUGUGGACUAAACUUGAAUUAGACAACCGCGAAGAUAGUGAGGUUGCCAAGAUCAACAAUGAGCUAUCUCUCCUCGAGUCACGUAAACCGCCCAUGAAGAUCAUCGCCGACUUCCUGGAACAAGUCAAAACUCAUUUGAUCAAGAACCUUGACGACAGGUAUGGCAAAGAACUGUGGAGAACGCUUCCUAUCACUUUGGUGGUCACGGUCCCAGCGGUGUGGUCAGAUACCGCAAAACACCGGACUAAGCAGGCUGUUGAAAAAGCCAUGCCUAUUGUCCUUACCACGGAACCAGAAGCUGCCGCGCUGUACACAAUCAAGACGCUCCGCGGUACAGCACAGGACGCUCAGUUCGCAGUGGGCGACGGCUUCACUGUUUGUGACAUGGGAGGCGGGACUGUCGACCUUAUCACAUAUCGCAUUACGGCUAUUCAGCCUACUGUCAUCGAAGAAGCCUCGGUGGGUAAUGGUGCCCAGUGUGGUGGUAGUUUCGUUGAUCGUGCAUUUCUUCACUGGCUUGAGCGUCGUUUAGGUACACAAGACUUUGUUAAAAUCGCUGGCUCUCGAAGCGAAGAAAUCCCACGUACCUCGCUCAACGAAAAGACGGCCCAACUUGUUCAGGAUUUUACUAUGGGGAUCAAAUGCGGCUUCUCAGGAACCCAAGAGAAUUACUUACGACUGCCAUACCCACUGAGUACUAUCGAUGGUGAUGAGAAGAGAGGUAAUGUUUUUGGAAACCUAAAAAUCACAGCGGACGAUGUAAAAGCCAUGUUUGACUCAUGCCUCUGUCGAACGUAUGAGCUACUUCAGGAGCAAACUCAACGUGCACGCAUAGGAAAUUUGAAGAUUAAGUAUGUGUUCAUGGUUGGUGGUUUCUCAGAGUCACCAUAUAUGUUUUCAAAGAUCAAAGACUUCCUGGAGAAGCAAGAGAUACAAGCUAUUCGACCCCCUUACGCUUGGUCAGCGGUAGUCCGAGGUGCCGUCACCAAAGGACUUGAGAAAGGUGUCGGUGCAGUCUUGAAGCGAAAGAGCCGUCGACAUUAUGGUACAUCUUGUGCCCGUCUUUUCCAAAAACGUGCACACAAAAGGAUGGCAAAUAAUCAAAUGAAAUGGUUAAUCGAGAAAGGACAGACCCUUCUUGCGUCAGAGGCAACCCAUGCAGCUACAGGAUUCAUGUUGAGGUGGUGGUCAGUAUACCGUGUAGCAGUGCUCACAGUCGAUUCUAACGACAUACCCCUGGUAUACCUGAAACGGAACACGAGCCCAUGUGGUCGACAGUACUACUCUAUCAAUGUUACCGUGCACAUAUCUCUGCAGUCUUCUCUGAAUUUCUACGUCACAAUCAAGGGCAAGAAAUUCGGAUCCCUGACUGUCAGCUACGAUUGA
Molecule: messenger RNA, 1617 nt
Organism: Bipolaris zeicola 26-R-13
Lineage: Eukaryota; Fungi; Ascomycota; Dothideomycetes; Pleosporales; Pleosporaceae
Exons: 8
Coding region: 1-1617 (538 amino acids)
Molecular function (GO): ATP-dependent protein folding chaperone; ATP binding
Source: RefSeq, a predicted model, not a curated record